AUGGUGCGCCACGAUAUCGCCGUCGAGACGGUCGGCGACGACUACGAAGCGCAACGUCAGGCGAACAUCAAAGCGAAUCUCGAGCUCAUGAUGUCGCUCGGUCUCUAUCAAGGCUCCACCCUGCUCAAACCCAAACCGACCCCGUCGCCGCCCAAGCCCAAGUCGAAGCCUGCCCCGAAACCCGCUUCGCCCGGGUCGGACGACGAGGGCCCCAUUUCGCGACCGCGCCGAAUCACACGCUCCGUCUCUCGGGUUCUCGACCCGCCUCGUCGCAAGUCGCGGGGUAUGAAGCGUGCCCUUAGCGACGAAGGCUACAUUUCCCGCAAACAUACGCGCGCGGACGAAGCGUACGAUUCGGAUACAUUCGUUGUCUCGGACGACGACGACGAUUCGUCCUACCGCACGCAUCUCCGUCGCACCUCCAGUGGUCCACUCAACCCUUCUCGCGCCUACCGUCCGGAACAUACGCUGCAACGCCACGCCGACCGACUAGGAAAGCGUGUGUACGAUCCAAAGACGUUCGGCGCCAUCCCCGGCGUUCCGGUCGGCACAUGGUGGGGCAAGCGCAUGGAGUGCUCCACUGCCGCUGUACACGCUCCUACUGUCGCCGGCAUCAGCGGAAACGAAGAAGUCGGUUGCUGGAGCAUCUGCCUGUCCGGUGGAUACGAGGACGACAUUGAUCUCGGAACCACCUUCACCUACACGGGCUCGGGCGGUCGAGAUCUAAAAGGUACCAAGGACAACCCGAAGAACCUGCGCACCGCACCACAGAGCAGCGAUCAGAGGUGGGAGGGAAAGAACGCAAGUCUCAAGCGCAGUGUCCAAACGGGGAAACCGGUGCGCGUGGUACGCGGCUACAAGGGCGGGAAUCAAUUCUGUCCCGCGGAAGGCUACGUGUAUUGUGGGUUGUACAGGGUGGAGAGGGCGUGGAUGGAGAGGGGGGCGAGCGGGUUCAAGGUGUGCCGGUUCGAGUUUCGCAGGUUGCCUGGACAAGAUGCAUUGCCUACGUUCGAUCAUGACGAAGAGGAGUUGAGUGAGCACGAGACGGAGGUGACACCACCCACCGGCGUAUCAUCGCAAAUCUUCACGGUGGACCUGACUCAGUCGCCCUCACCCGCCCCCUCGGCGGCGUCCACCCGCAGCACAGCUUCGCGCACCUCAAACCCAAUCCUCGUCAGCCAGGAUAGCGAGUUCGACCGCGCCAGCUACAUCAUCGUCUCCGACACCGAGGACGAGGCGGACGAGGUGGAGGAGACACUCCUGCAGCUGGAACUGCCGGGCGCGUCGCCGACGGAACGAGUCGUUCGGUCGAGCAGGCGCAAAAGCCGGGUUGUCAGGUACACGCGUUGA
Messenger RNA from Kalmanozyma brasiliensis GHG001, 1350 nucleotides. RefSeq names its product SRA-YDG. The record is from RefSeq and is a predicted model, not a curated record. Lineage: Eukaryota; Fungi; Basidiomycota; Ustilaginomycetes; Ustilaginales. The transcript has a single exon. Gene Ontology annotation, molecular function: ubiquitin protein ligase activity. Gene Ontology annotation, biological process: negative regulation of gene expression via chromosomal CpG island methylation; protein ubiquitination. The coding region runs from base 1 to 1350 and encodes 449 amino acids.